AUGUCGUCAGCCUCCACAUCCCCGUCUGGAUUUCCACUUGGCUUUCCCUAUCGCCAGGAAAGGGAUGGCGUUUGGGGAGAGCCAACCUCAACGCUCAAUUGGUGCGAGGAAGAUUAUAACAUCACCCCAUAUAUUGCCGAGUUCGUCAACACCUUUACCAACCUCAUCUUCAUCUGGCUCGGGGUCAAGGGAAUCCGCAACUGCAUCGCCAAUGGCUUCUCUCCGGCCCUCACCUUGAGUUUCGUCGGCUAUGUCGUGAUCGGGCUGGGCUCGAUGGCCUUCCACGGCACGCUGUGGUACUCGAUGCAGCUGGCUGACGAGCUGCCCAUGAUCUGGACAGUCUGCGUCAUGGCCCAAGUCACCUUCUCGUACGGCAAGUCAAAAGCCUCGUCGAUGCUUCUGGGAUUAGUAUUCGCCGGGGUUGCUGCGUUUGUCACUAUUUACUACGUAACGAACAAAAACCCCGUCUUCCAUCAGGUUGCUUACGCCUCCAUCACAAUCGGUGUUGUCGUUAGGGGCGCGCUCGUUACCAAGUAUGAGUUGGAACCGGCUCUUAAGAAGAGAAGCCCUCUUCAGGCAGACAAAAUCAUGAAGCAAAUGUGGACGUUGAUGACACUGGGCAUCUCUCUAUUCCUUAUCGCAUUUGCCAUUUGGGUGUACGACAGACUUUACUGCCGCCAGCUCGUGUCCUGGAGAUCACAUGUACUUCUGCCCUGGUCCGUCGUACUAGAAGGCCACGGGUGGUGGCACAUUCUUACUGGUUUGGGAGCGUACAACCUGAUUGUUUGGCGUGUGUGGCUUAGCUGCUGCCUGGAUGGCAAGGAGGAUCUCUUUGAGCUGCGGAGGACAACCUUUUUGCGCGUGCCCGAGGUCGUCCCGAUCGGGCAUAAAUCCAACGGCGUCAAAUCGCAAAAGCCAAAGUCAAAAAGGACUUGA
Pyricularia pennisetigena is the source of this 936-nucleotide messenger RNA. RefSeq lists its product as uncharacterized. Lineage: Eukaryota; Fungi; Ascomycota; Sordariomycetes; Magnaporthales; Pyriculariaceae. Gene Ontology annotation, cellular component: endoplasmic reticulum membrane. The transcript has 5 exons. Gene Ontology annotation, biological process: ceramide biosynthetic process; ceramide catabolic process. The record is from RefSeq and is a predicted model, not a curated record. Bases 1 to 936 code for a protein of 311 amino acids.